Molecule: messenger RNA, 1789 nt
Organism: Corticium candelabrum
Lineage: Eukaryota; Metazoa; Porifera; Homoscleromorpha; Homosclerophorida; Plakinidae
Exons: 5
Coding region: 227-1591 (454 amino acids)
Molecular function (GO): protein binding
Source: RefSeq, a predicted model, not a curated record
UAUUAAUAUAUCUAACUUAGUAUAAGUCUAUUUGGAUACCUCGGUGUGCAUGACAAUGUGUGGCGACACAUCCUUGUAACACUUUAUUAUCAACAAUAUCAUAAAUCCGUCAGAUGAGGUGACUCUAUAGUCAUACGACAUCUUAGGCUCCAGUGAACUGCUUACAAUUUUUAUCUCCUGCUUAUCACUCAACAACUUUCUAGUUUUUAUUCCACCCGAUAGUCAAAUGUCAAGUAAAACUGAUGUAUACUGCAACAAAAUCAGUGGAGCUGUUUUGCUUUUUACCAUUCUAAGUUUCUCUGAAUCUGCCAGUUCCAACACAAGACUUCUCUCUGACGCCAUUAGAGUGAGUCCCUCUAACCAUAUUGCAAAAGUGGGUUCAAGCUUCACUUUCAGUUGCAUCAUAAGAUUGUCUCUGUACACCAUAACCGACCUAGACUACAAGAUUAGGUGGAAUGUGCGUUUUGCAAACAGUACAAACUACCUCUUAGAAGAAAACGUCAACAAUUCGUUCUACAUUCAACCAGAUGAUACGCAGUUUGGUCUUGAUAACGUGACCGUGAAGCUGGAUAUCAAGAAUGUGUCAGAAAAUGUGUUUGGUUGGUAUUCUUGUCGUUUUCAUCCUCUAUUACCAGGAAAACAGACACUGACUAGCAGGGAAGUGCGACUUCAAGGAGAAGUUUUACUGAGCAAUGCUUCUGUCUCAAACAAAUUCACAUUCAACGUUUCUGAUAACUCAACUCUAGAUUCUACGACGAGGAAAUUCAUGGCAAACAACUCUACUGUGACAAGACGGUGCUAUCAAACUUGCAAUAUGUUAGAAAAGGAUAGAAAUGUAUCCCUGCAAGAGAUUGGAGAGAUACAUGUAUCAUGCUUGCUGGAAGUUCGGGGUAGAGGAAACAAUAGAAUAAGGAUCUCAUCUUUCAACGACGCGCCGUCUGCUCCAAGUAAACCUCGAGCUGUUGAACUAGCACUCAACAACACAAUAAUUUUGUUGUGGUGGCAGCCUGGUGCUAAAACUAUCUCAUCUACAAUAAAUAGGUAUCAACUAGAACAUCGACACAGUACGCAGACCAAGUGGCAGUUGACAAAAGAUUUUCCACUAGAGCUCUCUUUCUGCUUUCUCUCAUUACAAGUAGGCAUUUCGUACUGGUUUCGAGUCAAGGCUCUCAGCCAGACCGGAAGUUCGAAUUGGAGUGAAACAUCAGACAGAAUUUACAUGACUAAAUCAAAUGGUUGUCAUCAGCUACCCAAAGACGACUGUUCUCUGAAAGACCAAACAGGUGAUGACAUUACAAUCGUAUCAGUUGCAGCAGUAGCAGCAGGACUUGGAUCGUACCUAUUUGGUUUCAUCAUCACAUGGAUUUGUUGUCGCAUGUGUUUCUCAAAUGGUUCUAAGAAAGUCGACUCGGACAACACUAUAGACAUGUAUGUUCCCGAUGAGCCCGACUACGAAAUUGUAGAAGACACGUUGAGUCCGGCAGCUGACAGGCUCACUUCUCAAACAUCAUUUUCACGACUCUGUGACCUAAAACUGAAAGAUUCGGUUGCUUACGGUAUUGGAAACAGUACAAGUGCAACAACUUCCUGAUUAUGGCCUAGAGUCAGUAAUGGUUGUGCUGCAUGCAAGCUGCUAGAUAAAAAGAAUUAAUAGCGUGCUAUUUUGCUUCGUAGAUAUAGGCAGUUUAUACGUGUCUAAGCUAGCCAGCUGGUCAUAUUUCCCCCUACGAGAAGCUAGGAAACAAACUCAGUUUAAUAAUUAACUUGGACUCACCAUAUAUGACAUUAU